GCUCUCCCUCCGCCUGGUUCGAAUGUUCCUUUGGUGUUCCAGCCGGGAAGCUGCGGCCGUAGGAGGUGACGAGGAAGGAAGGAAGGCGCAGGGCUGCGAGGACCUGCCGGUCAUCUGAUCCCAGCCAGAGCCGCGUCCAGCAGGGGGACGAGGAAGGCAGGCAGGCAGUCUUCGUCCACCACAGCCACGCCACCCACGGGAGACCCGCCUAACCCUGGCAGCUGAUUCAGCGUUGAGCUCCUUGGCUCCCGUCGCAAUGCCUCCUGCAGGCCGCCUUGCGCCCGGCUCUCCUCCUCGCCUCUUUCAUUGAUUCGUGCAGCGGCUAUUUUUUAUUACCUCCUCCCUCCCUCCGACCUUUUCCCCCUCCUUCUCUCUCUUGGCUUCUUUUCUUGGGGGAAAAAAGAAAGUAGUUAACUUUGCGAUAUCUUCUUCCUCUUGGCCAAACCCUUUUAGGGAAACUCCCAGCCUCCUUCCCUCCGACCUCGGUUGGAUCUUCUGAUUCCCCCACCCAACCCCUCGGUUUCUCCUUUCGAUGCUGUACGUUUAUUUCCUGGAGCCAAGACGAUCUCUUUUUUUUGGAAUGGGGAUCUAAAUUCUCGCCUCAUUCCUUUAAACCACCACUUGCCUUCCUGUCCUGCUUUCGUUUUUAACAGUCAGGAUCAUCCUUUUUAAAGGAAUCGAAUCGUUCUCUUUUUAAAGGCUGGGAUUAAAAGACUGGAGAAAGAAGAAGAAAACACGCUUCUUCCUCUCCCUGCCUUUUUUCCUCCCUUUUUGUUUUGUUCCCAGUUAACUAUAUUUUCUACACGGCACUGCUUUUUGGUAAGCCAGGAAUUUGGGAGAAAUCUCUUCCCUCCCUAUUGGCUCAGAACCGUUUAACCAUUUCUGUCUGCUUCCCUUCCCACGAAAAGGGAAGCCAAAAAACUGUGAUUCCGGUAUUGGAGGACAAAACGCCAGAACAAUCAACUUACAUCCUACAGUUGUUUGGCAGAAGAAGAAACUGCUUUCCAACCCACAAACUGGGCUGUAUUCCUCUGUCAUUUGACCCCCAAGGGAAGAGGUGGAAAAAACAUUUGGAAGGAAAAGGAAAAAAAGUUUUGACAUCUUGGGGCUAAGUUACAAACAUUUCCAUGUUCUUUACGGUAAGUUUUUGGAGGAAAAGACAGUGAAUCUUCACGGAUUGACUCAGCUGCCGCCCUUGGAAAUUGUUGGCAAUCUUCGGAUGUUGUUUGGCCUCAGCGAGCUGCAAUGGGUCUGUGAAGCCAAUCCUGUGGGAAGUUUGAGGAAAAGCCCUCCAGGGAAAAACCGAGUGUGAGAUACAGCAGUGACAGAAGCUGUCCCAGCACCGUGAAUGGCUGCCAAGGAUUAUGACCACUUGUUUAAAUUGCUUAUCAUCGGAGAUUCGGGGGUUGGCAAAAGUAGCCUUCUGCUCCGUUUUGCAGAUAACACCUUCUCAGGUAGCUAUAUCACAACAAUUGGGGUAGAUUUCAAAAUCCGGACUCUAGUGAUUAAUGGAGAAAGAGUGAAACUUCAAAUCUGGGAUACAGCUGGACAGGAACGGUUUAGGACUAUUACUUCCACGUAUUACCGCAAUACUCAUGGUGUCAUCAUUGUUUACGAUGUGACAAACGCGGAGUCCUUCGUUAAUGUCAAACGUUGGCUGCAUGAGAUUGGGCAAAACUGUGACAAUGUGUGCAAGAUUUUGGUGGGUAAUAAAUGUGAGGACCUGUCACGGAAGCAAGUAGAGACUGCUGAUGCCCGGCGGUUCAGUGAGCAAAUGGGAGUGCGGCUCUUUGAGACCAGUGCUAAAGAGAACCUUAACGUUGAAGAGAUGUUCAAUGCCAUUACCACCAUGGUGCUCCGAAUGAAACAGGAAAACCUGGCACGGCGACAACAGCAAAAUGAGGUCGUCAAAAUCAACAAGCCCAAAAAGAAGCCUUCGGUCAAGAAAUGCUGCUGAAGAGGCAGCCCCUAUAGAUGCCUCUUGCUUCUGGAGGAGAGCUGAUGAACCGUGGGGAAUUGUGUUGGUGGAGAGAACCAGUAUGAAUCCUCCUAGCCCUGGGAUUCUUCUGUUUCUCUUCGCUGGGGAAGUUGAGUUGUGGGGAUAGAAAGACAAAUUGAAGCAUUGCAUUCCUUGCCUGCUGAUAGGUUGGGGAGUUGUAGGUUGUGCUUACAGAAAGGGGGGUGGGUGGGCAGCAUUAAAGAAGAAAAGACUACUGAAAAAAAUCAUUAAGGUGAAUAAAAUAAAGAGGAUGUGGGGCAUGGCUGAGCCCAAGAAAAUUGCCAUUCUCCCUGUAACUGAAAAAAGCCUUUCUCUACAACUUUGCUUACUCAUUGUAUUUUAUUUCUUCACUUGUGGUCUGACAGCUGGAAUACAAUUGGUAUUCAAAUUUAAGUCCCAGUAAGGGGGUUGAGAAGGUGGGCAUUAGAUUAUUUUGGAGCAAGCUCUUUCACAUUCUGGAGCUAUGCCUCAGUUUACAUAAUAAUAGGAAGUGGAAGGAACACAAGCAAAAUGUGUCAGAAUUUCCCAGCCGAUAGUAUUGGGAGUUUUCCUUCUCAUCUCUCUUUUAGGCUUGCUCUGAUUACUCUAGGUAGGAAUGGUUUAGGACCAAACUACAUUGCUCUUCUCUUAGAUUUGGGGAGUUUUCUAUCUUUUCAUUAGCCCUGUCCUUCAAUCCAGAUGUUGGGGAGAAAAUAGCCAAUUGUCCACAUGGUGUGUUUGAAAAAGGACUUCGUAACCUUUGCAGCUAUAAUUGAGGUACCAUUCAGUCAUUCCGGUUUACCUCCAGAAACUGAGGAAUAAAAUAAGAAAUGGCGGCAUAAAUUUUAAAAUAGGAGUGUGAAACUAUGUCCGGAUGCAGCUGAUAAGUUGCCAAUUUAUGAUUCCCAACUUUGAGGUAUUACAGACAGAGACUCUGUCCCUUUUCAACACUGGGACACUGUGCAAUUUAUUUGCUUCAUUAAUUAUUUUAUAUACACCCAAUUCUGUAGAUAACUAAAACAUCUCAUUUUAACUCACUGCUAAUAGCAUCAGACUUGUUAAGGAUGUACCACUAUUCAAUAAAGACAUUUAGAUAUAAAAA
This is a messenger RNA of Thamnophis sirtalis, 3080 nucleotides long. Its product is annotated as ras-related protein Rab-35. The record is from RefSeq and is a predicted model, not a curated record. Gene Ontology annotation, molecular function: GTPase activity; GTP binding. Lineage: Eukaryota; Metazoa; Chordata; Lepidosauria; Squamata; Natricidae.